Messenger RNA from Arvicanthis niloticus (Nile rat), 1351 nucleotides. NCBI's taxonomy places the organism in Eukaryota, Metazoa, Chordata, Mammalia, Rodentia, Muridae. The record is from RefSeq and is a predicted model, not a curated record.
GUUUUACUCUAAGAAGCUUUCUGCACGGUGCAAAAGAACUGAGGCUUUUUCUCAUGGCUGAAAACAACCACCCUGACAAACCACUUAAGAUACUGGAAAAGCUGGGCAAAGAAAUCCUAACGGAGUACCUAGAAAAAUCGGUUCAAAGCAAUGUAGUGAAAUUAACAGAGGAAGAGAAAGAAGAAUUUAACAAUGCUGAACACAGUGACAAGCGCAGGGUCAUUGUAGAUGCCAUGAAAAGGAAACACAGAAAAGUGGGUGAAAUGCUUCUUCAGACAUUCCUUAAUGUGGACCCAGGCAGCUGCCAUAGUGAAGCUAAUCCAGAAAUGGAGGAACCAGAAGAAUCAGUGGACACGCUCAAGCUUUGUUCCCCUGAGGAGUUCGCAAGGCUUUGCAGAGAAAAGAGACAAGAAAUUUACCCAAUAAAGAAAGCCAAUGGCCGUACUCGAAAAGCUCUUAUCAUAUGCAACAUAGAGUUUGAACAUCUAUCACUGAGGUAUGGGGCUCAGUUUGACGUCAUUGGCAUGGAAGCCCUUCUUAAAGACUUGGGCUAUAAUGUGGUGGUGAAAAAGAAUCUUACAGCUGAGGGCAUGGAGUCAGAGAUGAAAGACUUUGCUGCACUCUCAGAGCACCAGACAUCGGACAGCACAUUCCUAGUGCUAAUGUCUCAUGGCACACUGCAUGGCAUUUUUGGAAAAAUGCACAGUGAAAAAACUCCAGAUGUGCUACAAUAUGAUACUAUCUAUCAGAUAUUCAACAAUUGCCACUGCCCAGGUCUACGAGACAAACCCAAAGUCAUCAUAGUGCAGGCCUGCAGAGGUGAGGACCCUGGGGAAGUGUGGAUCAGAGAGCCUUCAAAAGCCCAGUCAUGCAGAGCUGUGGAUCUACCUAGGAAUAUGGAAGCUGAUGCUGUCCGGCUGAGCCACGUGGAGAAGGACUUCAUUGCCUUCUACUCUACAACCCCACAUCACUUGUCCUACCGAAACGAAACAAGAGGCUCUUGCUUCAUCACCAAACUCAUUUCCUGCUUCCGAACACAUGCCUGCUCUUGUCAUCUCUUUGAUAUAUUUCUGAAGGUGCAACAAUCAUUUGAAAAGCCAAGUAUGCGUUCCCAGAUGCCCACCAUUGACCGGGCAACCUUGACAAGAUAUUUCUACCUCUUUCCUGGCAACUGAAAACAAAGCAACAAGUGACUGAAGCUCAUUUCUUCAGCUUGGAAAAGUGAUCUUGGCCAAGGAUCAUGUUUUAUACCUGCAAUUCCAGAACUAAAAAAACUAAGUAAAGAAUAAUUAUGAAUUCAAGACCAGCCUGAGUAAUACAGUGAGAUUCUGUCACAUCAACAAGCAAACAA